AUUUUUCUUACUGGUGUAAGCGGUACUCGCGGAUGGAUCUACACCGUCAACUGCACGGUUGCAUCAGAACCUUCAGGAAGACGUCCUGUCGCUCAGCGUCAUGUCACCGAACGCCAUCAACGCUACGAGCAGGGAAGGGAACGCCUACAUCGGUUUCCUUCCGGGAGCCUCCAAGGAUAAGUCGUGUCUCAUGGCUCGCUUCCCUUACGUUGCGCCCCUCGUCUCCUACCGACACGUGGAGCAUCCUCUUCGUAUCCGAAGAUUAGUAACAAGGUGUUCUUCCCGCUGAACGAAUUCGUGUUGACGUGACGUCGACAGCGCCGCUCCCGUUCGUCUCCGUCCGAACAUUCGCGAGGGAGGCAGGACACGUCGUCACGACUGCUGCCACGACCCCGACACGUGCGCUGCAUGCGGCCGAGACGGGGUUCUUCUUAACCGAGGCCCCGCGGCUCGCGUUCAAGCCAUCACCGGUGGGAAGGGUUCGAAUACCGAGGAGAGCGUCACCGUCGAAAGAUGCCGGGGCUGACGAUCGGAGACACCGUAGCUGACCUGGAGCUGGAGACCACCCAGGGGAAGAUACGGAUCCACGACUACGUCGGCGAUGGCUAUUGCAUCGUCUUCUCCCACCCCGCUGACUUCACGCCGGUGUGCACCACGGAGCUGGGGAUGAUGGCGAAGUACGCGCCGGAGUUCGAGAAGAGAGGGGUGAAGCUGCUCGGCUUAUCGUGCGACGACGUAGAGUCCCACAAGGAAUGGAUCAAGGACGUGGAGGCUUACACGCCGGGGAGCCUCGUGACGUAUCCGAUCGCGGCGGACCCAAAGAGGGAGGUGAUCAAGCAGCUUAACAUGGUGGAUCCCGACGAGGAGGACGCCAGCGGAAACCAGCUUCCGUCGAGGGCACUGCAUGUUGUCGGACCAGAUAAGAAGGUGAAGCUGAGCAUGCUGUACCCGGCGUCGACGGGGCGGAACAUGGACGAGGUGUUGAGGGUGGUGGACUCACUGCAGAAGGCGGCGAAGCACAAGGUGGCGACGCCGGUGAACUGGAAGCCGGGGGACCCGGUGGUGAUCUCGCCCAGUGUGUCGAACGAGGAGGCCAAGCAGAUGUUCCCGCAGGGGUUCGAGACCACGGAUCUGCCGUCCAAGAAGGAGUACCUCCGCUUCACCCAAGCUUGAUGCAUGUGGUCAUGGUCAUGGUCAUGGUCAUCGCUGUUAUGCUAUUGUGGUGAGCAGUAGUGUAUAUGAUGAGCGGUGUCGGAUUGUUGUGUCGCUGUGUCUGUGGGUUGUCAGUCUCUCUUCCUAAUACUCUCUCUCUCUCUCUCUCUCUCUCUCUGUCGCUCAUGUUUUGUGCAGAGUUAAAUAGUCAAAAAGCGUUACGUUAACUAUAGAUUUUGGUGCGACGAAUUGCGAGUCGUUCAUUUUAUACGAGAGGUGGUUUGAGGUAGAAACAUUGGAAGAAAAAUGAUCAUUUUAGCCAACC
Messenger RNA from Musa acuminata subsp. malaccensis (wild Malaysian banana), 1477 nucleotides. The record is from RefSeq and is a predicted model, not a curated record. Lineage: Eukaryota; Viridiplantae; Streptophyta; Magnoliopsida; Zingiberales; Musaceae.